AUGAAAACAGUCUUGUUGUGGCACAUAUUGACAUUGGCUCAACGUUUGUGGUUUGGCACUUGGAUCAUAGUUGAAGCUUCAUCAUUGAAUGAUUACAACUCACCCAUAGAAGUUGCUACAAAAACAGCAGCGUUAGAGAAUGAGGCUGAACAGAUUCACAUUGGCGAAGAAGUGUAUGAACGCUUUGUAUAUUUCAGUAAAGCAUGUGGGCUUUGUAACUGUAUAGACAAAAAGUUACUUCGAGAAAACAAGACUCUUGAUGAUGAAGGAUGUCCAAGUUAUUUGAACUUUUGCUCUGAUCCUUCGCAAAAUCCAACCUAUAACCAAACUAGGAUUGUUUUGGUGUUGGAGGCAGAAGAAAAUGAACUUGGAACAGGAUACUUGGCUGUUGAUCAUGAAAAGAAAGUAAUAAUCUUAGCAUUUAGAGCAUCCACUACAGCUCAGGAUUGGCAAAGUGAUUUUGAAACUUAUCCUAAAGAAUACUAUCCUGUUAGUAGUAAUGAGUAUUGGGACUUAGUUCGUCACGGAGUUAUUAAAGAAUGUACAAAUUGUAAAGUACACAAAGGCUUUUCAAGGUUUUUGGAGACCUUGGGUAAGCAUUUCCUUGCUAAGGUGCAAAAAAUCAUUACUAACUACCCUGAUUAUCAUAUAGUUAGUGUGGGGCAUUCGCUAGGUGCCGCGUUAGCAGCAUUGGCUGGUAUUGAGUUGAAGCUGAGAGGAUAUCGGGUCUCGGUUAUCACAUACGCACAACCAAAGAUCUUUAAUAGGGAUUUGAAGGAAUGGGUUGAUGACCUUUUCAAUACCAGAUUGUUGAAUGCUAUUGCAGAGUACGGAUCAUGCUUAAGUAGUGCCACUGGUUAUAUUAGGGUUGUACACGAAAAUGACUAUGUUCCUAUGAUACCUCCUUUCUUCCAUCAUGCAGGACUGGAGGUUGUGAUCAGCACUAGGGAAUUACCACACAAUAUUCAACACUUAACAUACAUUGGAUACAACAACCUUGUUACCACUGAGAAAGCUGAAAGAUUAGGUAUGAACAGCAAUCUUGAAGAACUUCUGCAUAUGUAUGAACAUAGAAAUUACUUCAUAACUCUUACAGGUUGUACAGGAUUCUAG
Messenger RNA from Nakaseomyces glabratus, 1113 nucleotides. RefSeq names its product putative lipase (gene LIH1). Lineage: Eukaryota; Fungi; Ascomycota; Saccharomycetes; Saccharomycetales; Saccharomycetaceae. The record is from RefSeq and is a predicted model, not a curated record. Gene Ontology annotation, biological process: lipid metabolic process.